This is a messenger RNA of Trichophyton verrucosum HKI 0517, 1200 nucleotides long. Its product is annotated as tubulin beta subunit. The record is from RefSeq and is a predicted model, not a curated record. The transcript has 4 exons. Gene Ontology annotation, molecular function: GTP binding; structural constituent of cytoskeleton; GTPase activity. Bases 1 to 1200 code for a protein of 399 amino acids. Gene Ontology annotation, cellular component: cytoplasm; microtubule. NCBI's taxonomy places the organism in Eukaryota, Fungi, Ascomycota, Eurotiomycetes, Onygenales, Arthrodermataceae. Gene Ontology annotation, biological process: mitotic cell cycle; microtubule cytoskeleton organization.
AUGAAUGUCUACUUCAACGAGCAGCAUACUAACUCAUUGGAGGCAAAGGCCUCAAGCAAAAAAUACGUUCCCCGUGCGGUUCUUGUUGAUCUUGAGCCCGCCGCUCUCGAUGCUGUCCGUGCCGGUCCUUUCGGUCAGCUUUUCCGCCCUGACAACGUCGUCUUCGGUCAGUCUGGUGCCGGAAACAACUGGGCCAAGGGUCACUACACUGAGGGUGCCAACUUGGUCGACCAGGUCAUCGAUGUUGUCCGUCGUGAGGCCGAAGGCUGCGACUGCCUCCAGGGCUUCCAGAUCACCCACUCCCUUGGUGGUGGUACCGGUGCCGGUAUGGGUACCCUCCUGAUCUCCAAGAUCCGUGAAGAGUUCCCAGACCGUAUGAUGGCCACUUUCUCCGUUGUCCCAUCCCCAAUGGUCUCUGACACCGUUGUCGAGCCAUACAACGCCACUCUCUCCAUCCACCAGCUCGUUGAGCACUCCGACGAGACCUUCUGUAUCGACAACGAGGCCUUGUACAACAUCUGCAUGAGAACCCUCAAGCUCACUAACCCAUCCUACGGUGAUCUCAACCACCUCGUCUCCGCCGUCAUGUCCGGUGUCAGCACCAGUCUUCGUUUCCCAGGUCAGCUCAACUCUGACCUCCGCAAGUUGGCCGUCAACAUGGUUCCAUUCCCUCGUCUCCACUUUUUCAUGGUUGGAUUUGCUCCCCUUACCAGCCGCAACGCCUACUCUUUCCGUGCCGUCUCCGUGCCGGAAUUGACCCAGCAGAUGUUCGAUCCCAAGAACAUGAUGGCCGCCACUGACUUCCGCAGCGGCCGCUACCUUACCUGCUCUGCCAUCUUCCGUGGUAAGGUCUCCAUGAAGGAGGUUGAGGACCAAAUGCGCAACAUCCAGAACAAGAACUCCGCCUACUUCGUCGAAUGGAUUCCCAACAACGUCCAGACCGCUCUUUGCUCUAUUCCUCCACGUGGUCUCCAGAUGUCCUCUACUUUCGUCGGUAACUCCACCUCCAUUCAGGAGCUCUUCAAGCGUGUCGGUGACCAAUUCACUGCUAUGUUCCGCAAGAAGGCUUUCUUGUUCUGGUACACUGGUGAGGGUAUGGACGAGAUGGAGUUCACUGAGGCCGAGAACAACAUGAAUGACUUGGUCAGCGAAUACCAGCAGUACCAGGAUGCCUCCGUCUCUGACGGUGAGGAGGAAUAG